AUGACAGACGAUAACACGAACGUGAAGAAGCGGAAGUCGAAGUGGAUUACUAACAUGACCGCGGCACAAGCAGACAAAAGACUAGGAUUUCGAACGGAAGAACUCAAAGCGAUUUCGACUGCGAGAAUGUUGGCAGAAGCCAAGUAUAAGCCUGGAGGGAUGGCAUCUCGAAGGCCAAGGAAAAGGUACUUCAACGAGGCCAAUGUUAGCGACUUUGUUCUCUACAUUAUUGGUCCUAUACUCUCGGGUUUCAGACGCAAGACGGGAUGGAAUGUACGUUUACGGAGGGAGAAAGAGAUCAUUUCCAUGGACGGUGAGGAAUUUGUCGUUGUGGACCUGGUUUCUGUGGCAGAGGAGCAGUUUGUCCUCAUGGUUGAGGGAAAGAGAUCUUCUCUAGGACAGGCUGAGAGACAGCGUUUGCUAUCGUUGAAGGAUAUGGGAGAUAAAAAUGGCGGAGGUGAGGUGUAUGGUUUCACUACAACAGGAGAGAGUUGGCGGAUGUUUAAAUACGAUGGUGUAUCGUUUUGGAAGACAGAGAAGAUGGAUGUAGUAUUCGAUACAAUGGACGAUGAUAAGGAGAGAUGGAUGAAGGACUAUUCAAUCCUGGUGGAUUGCAUUUAUGUCGCGUUGAGCAACGGAGGCAUUGUGAAGAAGGAUGUGGUCGUCAGAGGAUAA
Molecule: messenger RNA, 675 nt
Organism: Morchella importuna
Lineage: Eukaryota; Fungi; Ascomycota; Pezizomycetes; Pezizales; Morchellaceae
Exons: 2
Coding region: 1-675 (224 amino acids)
Source: RefSeq, a predicted model, not a curated record